This is a messenger RNA of Lepus europaeus (European hare), 6118 nucleotides long. RefSeq names its product cytochrome P450 20A1. Bases 77 to 1465 code for a protein of 462 amino acids. The transcript is spliced from 13 exons. Gene Ontology annotation, molecular function: oxidoreductase activity, acting on paired donors, with incorporation or reduction of molecular oxygen; monooxygenase activity; iron ion binding. Gene Ontology annotation, cellular component: membrane. The record is from RefSeq and is a predicted model, not a curated record. NCBI's taxonomy places the organism in Eukaryota, Metazoa, Chordata, Mammalia, Lagomorpha, Leporidae.
UUCCUCAAGACCGGCCAGGCAGAGGCGCGGCUGGCCGAGCGUUGGAUCCGAGACGUGGCUCCCGGGCCGGGGAAACAUGCUGGACUUCGCGAUCUUCGCCGUGACCUUCUUGCUGGCGUUAGUGGGAGCGGUGCUCUACCUCUACCCGGCUUCCAGACAAGCUGCAGGAAUUCCAGGACUUACUCCAACUGAAGAAAAAGAUGGUAACCUUCCAGAUAUUGUGAACAGUGGAAGUUUGCAUGAGUUCCUCGUUAAUUUGCAUGAGAGAUUUGGGCCCGUGGUCUCUUUCUGGUUUGGCAGACGGCUCGUGGUUAGUUUGGGCACCGUGGAUGUACUAAAGCAGCAUAUCAAUCCCAACAAGACAUCGGAUCCUUUUGAAACCAUGCUGAAGUCAUUGUUAAGGUAUCAGUCUGAAGGGGAGAGUGUAAGUGAAAACCACAUGAGGAAAAAAUUGUAUGAAAAUGGUGUGACUGAUUCUCUGCAGAAGAAUUUUACUCUCCUGCUAAAGCUGUCAGAAGAAUUAUUAGAUAAGUGGCUUUCCUACCCAGAGAGCCAGCAUGUACCCCUCAGCCAGCAUAUGCUUGGUUUUGCUAUGAAGUGUGUGACACAGUUGGUACUAGGUAGUACAUUUGAAGAUGAACAGGAAGUCAUUCGUUUCCAGAAGAAUCAUGGCACAGUUUGGGCUGAGAUUGGAAAAGGCUUUCUAGAUGGGUCACUUGAUAAAAAUACAACUUGGAGAAAACAAUAUGAAGGUGCCUUUAUGGAACUGGAAUGUACCUUAAAGAAAAUCAUAAAAGAACGAAAAGGAAGGAAUUUUAAUCAACAUAUUUUCAUCGACUCCUUAGUACAUGGGAACCUUAAUGACCAACAGAUUCUAGAAGACGGUAUGAUAUUUUCUCUGGCCGGGUGCAUAAUAACUGCAAAAUUAUGUACCUGGGCAAUCUAUUUUUUGGCCACCUCUGAAGAAGUUCAAAAAAAAUUGUAUGAAGAGAUAGACCAAGUUUUUGGGAAGGGUCCUGUUACUCCAGAGAAAAUUGAACAUCUCAGAUAUUGCCGCCAAAUACUUUGUGAAACUGUUCGGACUGCCAAACUGACCCCAGUUUCUGCCCGGCUUCAGGAUAUUGAAGGAAGAAUUGACCAGUUCAUUAUUCCUAGAGAGACUCUUGUUCUUUAUGCCCUUGGAGUGGUACUUCAGGACCCCAGUACUUGGCCAUCACCAUACAAGUUUGAUCCAGACCGGUUUGCAGAUGAGUCAGCAAUGAAGACUUUCUCCUUGCUUGGAUUUUCGGGCACACAGGAAUGUCCAGAGUUGAGGUUUGCGUACAUGGUGAGCACUGUACUUCUGAGUGUGUUGGUGAGGAGGCUGCACCUACUUCCCGUGGAGGGACAAGUUAUCGAAACAAAGUAUGAACUGGUAACAUCAUCAAGGGAAGAAGCUUGGAUCACUGUCUCAAAGAGAUACUAAACUUUUAUGCAUUUAAAAUCUUUGUUAAAUAGAAUGAGGAAAAUAACCAUUUAGAAAAUUUGUGUUGAGUCCUUUCAUAAACCAAGAAUCAUUUUGUAAUAUAAACACCUAUUAGUACUUUAUUAUGUAAAUUUGAUUUUUAUAUAUCAGUUUGUCUUAAUUGCAUGAUAAACAUUUAUAAUGUCUAUACCAAUAUAUUGAAAAUUUUAGAAGCAUUUACUUUUAAUUUUUCAUCCCUUUUUAUGCUAUUAUUUUCAUCUUCUUUUUCCUAGUUUCAUCUCUAAAAUGAAUGUCUUUACUUUUUUAAUGGAGUGGAGCAGUUAAGACCCCAGCUGGGACGCCCAUGUCCCGUAUUGCAAUGCUUAGAUUCACAUUCUGACUCCACUGCUGAUGCCAGCUUCUUGCUGAUAUUCACCCUCAGAGGCAACGGGUGAUGGCUCAGAUAAUUAGAUCCCUGCCACUUACAUAGAAAACCUGGAUUGAGUUCUGGACUCCCAGUUUUUGACUGGCUUUGGCCAGACAGGGAAAUAAAAGAUGGCAAAAGACAUACUUAAGAACUCUGAAGGGCCAGUGCUGUGGCUUAGCAGGUUAAGCUGUUGUCUGUAGUGCUGGCAUCUCAUAUGGUUGCUGUUUCAAGUCCUGGCUGUUCCACUUUCAAUCAAGCUCCCUGCUAAUGCAUCUGGGAAAGCAAUGGAAGAUGGUCUGAUUACUUGCAGAAGCUCCUGGCUCCUGGCUUCGGCCUGGCUCAGCUCUGGUGGUUGCAGCCAUUUGGAAAAUAAACCUGUGGAUGGAAUAGCUCUCUCUCUCUCUCUGUUUCUCCCUCUUCCUUUGUAACUUUCAAAUAAACAAAUAAAUCUUUUUUCAGAAAAGAUACAAUAAACAGCUUUUGUAGGAUGAAAUGACCAGUAAGCUUUUAGAAAAGAUGUUUAACUGGGUCUGGCACUGUAGCACAGUGGGUUAAGCUCGCUCUCUCUUUCUCUCUGUAACUGACUUUCAAAUAAAUAAAUAAAAAAUAAAUAAAUGAAAAGUGUUUAGGCAAAGAAUUAUUAGGGCUAUUUCAAGAAUAUUUUAAGUAUGUUUCAAAGUUAAACUUUAAGCACCAAUAACAUUUAUGUUUGAUACUUUAUUGAUAGCAUUGUAUUUUAAUCCAGUUAUUUUUACUAUACUAUUUAUGAAAUUUUAAAAAAGAUUAUUUUAUUUAUUUGAAAGGCAGAGUUAUAGAAAGGGAGAGGCAGUGGCAGAGAAAGAGAGAGAGAGAGAUAGCUUCCAUUUUGUUGGUUCACUCCCCACAUGACCUCAACAGCCAGAACUAGGCCAGGAUGAAGGCAGGAGCCAGGAGUUUCUUCCAGGUCUCUCACAUGGGUGCAGGGGCCAAAGCACUUGAGCUGUCCUCUGAUGCUUUCCCAGGCGCAUUAGCAGGGAGCUGGAUAGGAAGUGGAGCAGCCAGGACAAAAACCAGCUUCCAUGUGGGAUGCUAGUAUUGCAGGCAGCAACUUAACCCAUUAUGCCAAUCUACCAGCCCUCAUUAUUUAUGAAUUUAAAAAAAUUUUAAACUGAAGGAAAUAUGAAGGAUAUUCCAAAAGUUCCUGGAAAAUGUGUAUUAUGAAAAAAAAUUGUUCAUGGAUUUAAAAACUCUCUUGCAGCAAAAUAAACUUACUUUUUUAUUCAAUUUCUCCAUGAACUUGUUGAAGUCCUCUGAUAUGCCAAGUGCAAAUAGAGAGGAAAGGAAAAAUAUGAGAAUUGUUUGCAAGUGAGCCUAUUUUUAAUACUGCUGAAUUUCAUUUUUAGUUUUAGUUUUUAGUUUCACGAAUGCACCCUAGUUAUUUCAUGCUAUGUUUAUGGUUAUGGUUAACUGGCUAACAUUUUAGACAUAGAUAUGCCCAGUUAACAUAGAACUUGACUAAUAUGAUGCAGACUUUAUUUCUGAAGAAAUAUAGAAUAAUUAAAUUUCAACACUUUAAGUGAAAUUUUUUCUUAGUUAUAUUUUCAUGUUUCUAAAAAAGCCCAUUGUUAAAUCUGUCCCUUUGCACCUAUCAUUUUAUUUUCUUUUUAAUGUAUAUUUUCACCUGCUGAAGGCAGACUGAAGGUGGGGAGGUAGAGAGAGAGAAAGAGAACUCCUUCCAGGUCUCCCAUGUGGGUUGCAGGGGCCCAAGCACUUGAGCCAUCAUCUGCUGCCUCCCAGUGUGCAUUUAGCAAGAAGCUGUGUGGGGACUGGAACCCAGCAGUGCACUGUGAGUUAAUUCAGGUGUCCCGAGUGGCAGUUUAACCCGCGGCACCAAACCUCCACCCACGCUCUGUCAUUUUCUAUGGUUUUGUAUAUGUAGAGCAUCCAAACCCUGGCUUGGAUUCCUGCCACCCAUGUGGGAGAUCUGAUGGAGUUCCUGGCUCUGGCCUAGCCCUAGGCACUGUGGGCAUUUGAGGAGUGAACCCAUGGAUCUCCUCUUCCCAUCUGCUGUUCCUCUUUCUUUCUGUCUAUCCCUCUCACAACUGUCUGCCUUUCAAAUAAAUAAACCAUGAAAAAAAAAAAAGAAUUGUUAUUAAAAAUCUGUAGGGGUGUCUAUAGACUCUGGGGCAAACAUUUUAAGAUUCUUGUAACUCUCUUUGUUUUUGUUCUCUAAGUCCAGAAAAAGCACUGUUAACCUAUAAAAUGUCUGUGUUCUCAUGUGGUUGGCAGAUUGAAAACUCCCUCAGAAACAGUUUGAGCGUAUAAAGCAGCAUUACAGAGUGGUGUAGCAGUCAUUUAGUAGCAAUGGAAAGAUAACCUGGGAGAGGAAUGGAUGCCAUUUUCAAGGGCAGACUUCUGUCAUGUCAAGAAAUUGAUCAUGGUGACCUUCAUUUUCUUCUGAGCCGGUACUGUGGCUGUUUGCUACGUUACCAGGACUAAUGAUUAAGGCAGAAGCAGAAAGAGCUGGGAGGCUGGAAGAACAAAGCCGUUACUGUUACUACUGCAGUCAGAGGAAAUCCGUCCAGACGGCUUAGGACGGUGUUGCAGUGGGCCGUUGUGAGUGACCUGCACGGACACAACAGGGAUGACACUGACACUGGCAGCGGGAACCUGAAAGUAGAACAAGGGGCUGGGAUGAAUUUGCUAUGAGCCAACUCCUUUAUAUACAGAUCACAUUUAGUUCUUAGAGCAUAACAGCAGGUUCACUGACCAACUAACAGUAUUCAUUCCUGCUAGGAGAAUGUAAACAAAGAUAACUAAAUACAGAAUACAAAAAAUAAGCAUAAGACCUAAACUUCAGAUUAUCUUAAUCUCUUCUGUGGGGUUUAUUGGUAAAUUUUAAUUAUUUUAAAGGAAGGCAAUUUUUUUUUCCAUUUUAAAUUAACUUUAUAUACAGAAAACCAACUUUAUAUUAAGUAAAGAGUUCAACAAUUUGCACGAGAAAAGAAAAACAAAAACAAAAAACUAUUCUUCAACAGUUGAGACAAAGGCUGUUGAAAGUCAUUGCAUUUUUUUUUUUAAGAUUUAUUUUUUAUUUAUUUGAAAGGCACAGUUAGAGUGGGAGAGACAGAGAGAUCUUCCGCUGGUUCACUCCCUAGAUGGCUGCAUGGCCAGGGCUGGACCAGGCCAAAGCCAGGAGCCAGGAGCUUCUUCCUAGUCUACCACAUGGGUGGCAGGGGCCCAAGGACUUGGGCCAUCUUCUUCUGCUUUCUCACGCCAUUAGCAGAGAGCUGGAUCGGAAGUGAAGCAGCUAGGAUAUGAAACACCAUCCAUAUGGGAUGCUGGUGUCACAGGCAGUAACCUUACCUGUUAUACCAUCAAUGCCUGCCUCAAGGAUGGAAAUUUUUAAAAGGAAAAGGAAGGAACUGGCGCUGUGACUUAGUAAGCUCAUUCGUGUUCCAGGUGCUCUUCUUCUGAUCCAGCUCUUCACCAUGGCCCAGGAAAGCAGUGGAAGAUGGCCUAAGUGUUUGGGCCCCUGUGCCCACGUGGGAAACCUGGAGUAGGCAUUGGCUCUUAGCUUUGGAUUGGCCCAGGUCCAGCCAUUACUAGAGUCCAGCCAUUUAGAGAGUGAACCAGCAGAUAGAAGACCUCUCUCUCUGUCUUUCUCUCCCUCUUUCUGUAAUUCUGCCUCUCAAAUAAAUAAAAUAUUAAAAAAAAAAAAAUUGGCGUUUGGCCUAGUGUCUGAUUCCCGUAUCUGCGUGCUUGGGCCUGGUGCCAGCCUGCACAGCGUCUUUCUAAUGCAGAACCUGUGGGGUGGAGGUUCAAGUGAUCGAGGUCCUAGCUCUAGUGUUGGCCCAGUUCUGGCUGUUGGAAGCAUUUGGGGAGCAAAUCAAUAAAUGAGAGUGCAUUCUUUUUCUCUUUCCUGUCUCACUUUCUCUUUCUCUCUACCUCUUAAAUAAUAAGAAAGAGAAUACUGCCAACCCAACCAUGUUGUACACCUGUUUAAUGUUUUUCCUAUUUCCUAUAUAUUUAUUAUAUUCUUAACAGUAUGAUCUACUUUACACUUAAUAAAUGUAAAAAAUUUUUCUUUGUAACUUCAUUUUGUUUUUACUUCACUUUUACAAGGGCUUCAGUGAAUACUUUUUUAAGGAAUAAAGCUCUAAAAUAUGAGUAAAAUUUAAUUUUAAUCUCUGGUUUGUAGAAUUUUAUAAACUGAUAAUUGUAAAACUUGAGUUGUGGGCCACUUAAUAAAAUGUCCAGGCAAUAGA